AUGUCUGACGUUGAAGAACAAUACGUUGAAGAACAACCAGUUGUUCAAGAAGAAUUACAAAUUGUUGAAUUAGCUACCCCAAUCCCAGCUGAAGUUCAAGCUGCUCAACAAGAAGUUAAAUUAUUCAACAAAUGGUCUUUUGAAGAAGUUGAAGUUAAAGAUGUUUCUUUAACCGAUUACGUUCAAAUCAGACAACCAGUUUUCGUUUCCCACACUGCUGGUAGAUACGCUUCUAAAAGAUUUAGAAAAGCUCAAUGUCCAAUUGUUGAAAGAUUAACUAACUCUUUAAUGAUGAACGGUAGAAAUAACGGUAAAAAAUUAAAGGCUGUUAGAAUCGUCAAACACGCUUUAGAAAUCAUCAACGUUUUAACCGAACAAAACCCUCUCCAAGUUGUUGUUGACGCUGUUGUCAACUCCGGUCCAAGAGAAGAUUCCACCAGAAUUGGUUCUUCCGGUACCGUUAGAAGACAAGCUGUUGAUGUUUCUCCAUUAAGAAGAGUUAACCAAGCUAUCUCUUUAUUAACCAUUGGUGCCAGAGAAGCUUCUUUCAGAAAUGUUAAAACUAUUGCUGAAUGUUUAGCUGAAGAAUUAAUUAACGCUGCUAAAGGUUCUUCUACCUCUUAUGCCAUCAAAAAGAAGGAUGAAUUGGAAAGAGUUGCUAAAUCUAACCGUUAAGAUUACAAAAGUAUCUUGUUGGGUUU
Messenger RNA from Hyphopichia burtonii NRRL Y-1933, 701 nucleotides. RefSeq names its product 40S ribosomal protein uS7 (gene RPS5). Lineage: Eukaryota; Fungi; Ascomycota; Pichiomycetes; Serinales; Debaryomycetaceae. The transcript has a single exon. Gene Ontology annotation, molecular function: mRNA binding; structural constituent of ribosome; rRNA binding. The record is from RefSeq and is a predicted model, not a curated record. Gene Ontology annotation, cellular component: ribosome; cytosolic small ribosomal subunit. The coding region runs from base 1 to 675 and encodes 224 amino acids. Gene Ontology annotation, biological process: translation; ribosomal small subunit assembly.